AUCAAUUCAUUCCUUUGCAAGUCAGCCUCGUUAUCCGGUUCACUCGCGUGGGCCGCAGCAACCGCCUCGCUCCCUCGACUCCGCAUCUACUAAACCUCCUCCUGGCGUCUCCCUGUGAAAUUCUCCGCCGUUUAAUCUCUCAUUUCUAUGUCGAGCACGCGGUAUGAGCCGCUGUUGCACGACCCCGACGAUGAACCAGAGCACGAUCAAAUCCUGAAGAAGCAUACGCUGCAGCCUCUGCACGUCCGUCCGCAGACAUACUACGGGGACGGGCCGUUCGACGCGCCGAGUUCAGAUGAGGAGGAUGAAGCGCUGCUGUUCGAGAAAACAUCCCCGACGAGUCCUAGUGUGGCCGAGCGUGGCAUGGGCGCACUCCCCAAGCGGGCAAGCUCGGUCCGCCUGCUCGUCAUCGCCCUCGCGUCCCUCGUCGGUCUUUCGGCGCUCAUCGGGAUAAUAGCGGCCAAUUCCUACGUCAGCAACACCUACCGCCCGCCCGGUGUGCGCAAAAUCACCAUGGACCACGUCUACAAUGGGACAUUCGCGGUGGACAGACGGAGUCUCGCUUGGGUGCCGGAAGCGGGAGAUGGUGUGUUCUCGAUUUUCGAGGACGGCUAUAUCAAACUGGUUGACCUCAAGACGAACGUCACCAAGGACCUUGUGUAUAUGUUUGACGUGAAUAAUAACGGGCUGCCGCUCUCAUGGGCCACAUGGAAACUCUCUCCGGACAUGAAGUAUAUCCUCGUCAAGUCGGACCAUAAGAAGUUGUGGAGGCACUCCAGCUUCGGGAACUACUACAUCCACGAGAUUGCGUCCAAGAAAACCACGCCGCUCAUUCCACCUACUUAUCCUCCCACGGUGUCCUACGCGACGUGGUCUCCGACGGGCGAAUCCAUCGCGUACGUGACAGGAAACGAUCUUUACAUUCUGCCUUCUCCCUCGGCCAAGGCUCCCAUCCGCCUGACGACGACGGGCUCUACGUCAUUGUUCAAUGGCGUGCCCUCUUGGGUCUACGAGGAGGAGAUCCUCUCCGGCGACCACGCGCUGUGGUUCUCGCCCUCCUCAACCAAGCUGUCUUUCCUGAUCUUCGACGAGAGCCUGGUCGACGAGUACACCUUCCCUAUCUAUAAUCCUACCGAGGACUCGGAUGCCGUCGUCCCAUACCCCGGCGAAGUGAAGAUGAAAUACCCGAAGCCGGGAUACAAGAAUCCGCUGGUCAAGGUUGCCGUGUUUGACCUCGCGCAUUAUCUCGUCGAGCAGAACGCGACGAGCAAGCCGUCGGUAGAGAUUCUCAUGCUCGACUGGGCCGGGCGACACAAGGAGGACGACAGCAUCAUCUCGGAGAUCAAAUGGGUCUCGGAUACUGCCCUCAUUCUGAAGGAGGUCAACAGGAACGCGGACAACGGGAGUGUGGUCUUGUUCGACAAGCUGGACAAAUCCACGUCGCUUCUCUCGUCCAAAAGGGCGCGCGGGAUCGUUGUCCGUAAGCUGGGCAAAGACGGCGAGGAGGGAGAUGACGGCUGGAUCGACAGCUUCCAAAAUAUGUAUCCCCUCCACUCUUCGCUCGUGAGCACCCUUUCAGCUGGCACGUCGUCUGGCGCGUACUUGGAUGUCGUCCCGAGCCCCGAAGGGUACAAUCAUCUGGCGCUGUUCAGCCCGCCCACCAGCUCGAAGCCCAUCUGGCUUACUUCCGGGAAAUGGGAGGUCACCCGCGGCGUCAAGGGUGUUGACCUCGAGAAGGGAAUCGUCUACUUUGAAGCAGCCAAUCCUCUUUCGACGUCUCGUCACCUGUAUUCUGUUGCCCUCCCUUCUCUCAACCUGGCUGCGACUACGAAGCCGAAGAUUGCGGCCCCCAUCGCACUCACGGAUACCUCAGAGUCGGCUUACUACUCGUCCGACUUUUCGCCGGAAGCAGGAUUCUACCUUUUGAGCUACAAUGGGCCGGGCAUCCCUACGCAGUCUGUCAUCCAAGCCAACAACAGCGAUUUCGAGUACAUCCUGACCACGAACGAGCGCCUGGCCAAUGUCACGAUGGAGUACGAAGCACCGACCCGGUCGUUCUCGACCAUCGAAGUGGACGGGUUCGAACUGAAUGUCCGUGAAAUCCGGCCCCCGCGGAUGGACGACAGCGGCCGCACCAAGUAUCCUGUCCUGUUCUACGUGUACGGCGGGCCGUUCAGUCAAAUGGUCGACCUGUCCUUCCAGCGAGGCGAUUGGGCAGAGUAUCUCGCCUGCGGGCACUCGUAUGUCGUCGUGACGGUCGAUGGGCGGGGGACGGGCUUCAAGGGCCGGGCUCUGCGGAACCCUGUCAAGGGCAAUCUCGGAUUCUGGGAAACCAAGGACCAGAUUGAGGCUGCUCGCAUCUGGGCCGCGAGGGACUAUGUCGAUCCGAAGAGGAUAGGUGUCUGGGGAUGGUCGUACGGCGGAUUCAUGGCUGCAAAGGUGGUCGAGGCUGAUGCUGGCAUCCACUCCUUGGCCAUGUCUGUAGCGCCCGUGACGAGCUGGAAGAUGUACGACUCGAUCUACACCGAGCGCUACAUGAAUCUCCCUUCGCUGAAUCCGGGCGGCUACGUCAACGCCUCGAUCUCGAACGUGACCGCGUUCGAGAAGGUGGACUACCUGCUCGCGCACGGCAGUGCGGACGACAACGUGCACUUCAGCAACUCGGCGCAUCUGCUGGACAUGUUCACCAAAGCGCACAUCCGCAACUUCCGGUUCAGGAUGUUUACGGACAGCGAUCACGGGAUCAACAGGCGCGGGGCGAACCGGGAGGUGUAUGAGUAUAUGACUGCUUUCUUGACUGAGAAAUGGGGAAAGGGGGGCAGGAAGCGUGGAUGGUAGAUUAUAUUACUUAUCAGGACGUUGGAGAUUGUCUGCAUCUUAUUCAUAUGCUUGCACUUGUUUGGCGA
Molecule: messenger RNA, 2906 nt
Organism: Mycena citricolor
Lineage: Eukaryota; Fungi; Basidiomycota; Agaricomycetes; Agaricales; Mycenaceae
Source: the annotation of a GenBank genome assembly